GAAGUGGUGAUCAAUCUGUUCCAGAUGAUGGUUCAGAGGGAACAACUCAUGGAAAAUUAGACUGGAGGACCGUCAGAGCAGGUUUUGUUGCUAGAAAGGAGGUGAAGAAAUAAAAAUAAAGAUUGAAAAAGGAAAGGAAGAGAGCAGAUUCAGUAGAAGAAUUGAAGAAAGUACCUAAUACCUAUUCAUCUAACGGAGAGCAAUCGCGAGAGGGAUAUCAGCUUGCAGUAUGAGAAAAAUGGAGAGCAAUCGACGAGAGGGAAAGUUCAGCGCCUUCAGGCGAUGGCCGCUGCAAACGGAGAAAGAAAAGAAGAUAAGUUAAGCUAGGGUUUUUUAGUUUUAUACCUAGGAGACACGUAUGGAUGGGAGGGACACGCGUCAUAACUUAAUAAUUGCGGGUUUACGGGUUGUACCCGUGGUUUCACGGGCCGGGACGGGUUAACCCGUUUACUCACAAGCUGACAUUUCUCCAACCCUAACCCGGCUUGUUUAGACACCAGCAGAGCCGGGUCCGGGUUUUUUAUGGGCCGGGCCAGGAAAACCCACGGGUUUUGGCUUGUUUGCCAGUUCUACUCCAUAUUUUUGAUAGUAGUCAGAAUUUCCUCAGAAGUAGGGAUAACCACAAGAGAAAGAUUGACAUCAUCAGUAAUAAUUGGCUGAACAUCUUUUGAAACUUCUUGAAUAUCAACAGAACUAGGAGAAGAAGAGUGAAAAACCUUUCUAAAGUGUGUUUCAAAAAGUGAAACAAUUUGUUCUCUAGACUCCAACCAGUUGCCUUGCUCAUCUUUAACCGUAUGAAUGGUGUUAUACAUGUUUCUUAGUUUAACAACGUUAUGGAAGAACUGGGUAUUUUUGUCAUAAUGAACAAAAUAGUUUAUCCUCGCUUUUUGCUUAUAGAAGGAGUUCUCAAUUUCAUACCAAUAGUCGAGCUGCUUGGAAUAAUUUAGGAUAUAAUUUCCUAUAGCAGGAGAGAAUGGCAUGGAUUGAAACUUUUCUAUCUCAGAGUUCAAUUUAUGAAUUUUACUUUUGAUAUGACCAAAAGAAUUGGCAUUCCACAGACUAAGAUCAUUUUUCACAUUUCUUAGUUUUCCAGCUACUACAAAACUCGGAGAACCCUUAACUCUCUUAGACCAAGAAUUUGACAGAACAUCUUUAAAGUCUGGACUUAACUACCAACAUUUGAAGAACUUGUACGAAAUAUAAAGUUUUUUCUCAAAAUGGAGACAAUUCAAUAAAACUGGACUAUGAUCGGAGAAAACCCUUCCUAGAUUAGUAAUUCUUGUUUGAGGAAGAACAGAUACCCACUUAUCGUUCAUAAAUCCUCUAUCCAGUUUUUAAAAAAUAAGAUCUCGCGGAUUCCUAAAUCUUCUAUUACACCAUGUAAAGGGAUUACCAAAAGAGAAUACUUCAUUAAGGUUCAGCAUAUUUAAUGAGGAUCUAAUAAAAUCUGGGAAUAAAGAGCUUUUAGUUACACCACCUUGUUUCUUUGACUCAUGCAGAAUGAAGUUAAAAUCUCCUAGCAGCAGCCAAGGUCUAUUUGCUUCCUCAUUAAUAUGAUUUAGAAGAUUCCAUUGAUUUCUCAUACCACAUAAAUUCAAAGACCCGUACACAAAAGAGAUGAGACAAUUUUUAAUUCUAGGAGUGAUGUCACAAACAACAUGUAUCAUGUUUAGGGAAGAACUAAUUACUUCAAUAUUAGACUUCUCAAAGUAACCUAAAGCAAGUCCCCCCGAUUUACCAACAUAAGGCACAACAUACCAAGUAUCAUAAGGUAAAUGAUGACUAUAUUUCUUAACUGAUUCAUAAUCAACCAUUGUUUCCAUCAAACAUAUUGCAUCAAAUUUGAAUUUCAUAUAGAGAUUUAGUAUGUGAAGCCACUUUUUAUCGGAACAACAACCGUUAAUAUUCCAACUUAAAAAACUUCAUAUUAACUUAAAAUAAAAGCACUUCAAAAAACUAAGAAGCAUACAAGCAGAUCACACAAAUGAGAACUAAAGGCAGAUAAAAUCACUAGAUGAAAAGUAAAUGAAAGAUACAGAAAGAGAAAAGCAAAAGACAGAACAAAAUACAUAAAGAUACACAAAUCACAGAGACUAGCAGAGAUAAAACGAAAAUAGAACUAGAGAGGCAAAAGAAGAGCAAAGCAGUAAGCAAUUAAAUGAUAGGGAAUGAAAAAUCAGGUAAAGAAUAAGGGACUUACAAGGUUAUGAGCUGAGGAGGUCUCCGCAUCCAUAGAAGCAGGGUCCAACAUCAUGAGAUCAAUUUCUUUGUCAAAUUCUUCAUCAGUAACUAUGGGUUCCGGAAGAAGCAUAGAUAACGGCAUGGGAUCGAGAAUUGAGACCUCCUUAAAAUCACUAAUCUGAUUAUUAGGUUUUACAAAGUCACAAUACAAAUUAGCACUCAUAAAAAGUUCAGAAGAAUAAUUCAUUUCAGUAGCUGUGCUGAAGGAAAAACCAGAUGAUGUGAACACAUCUUGAGAGAAAGAAGUACAUGAAGCAGACCAAAUAAAAUUUGUCGCAGCAGAACCAGUGCUAGAGGAUACUCCUAAACUACCAACAUUGAAAGAAGCAUCACUGGGAGGUGUAAAAGGUGGUAAAGAGCUAAUCAAAGGCCAUUGAGGUGGAAAUUUCGAAGAUGAUGAGGAUGAAAAAGAGCUAGAGCCUACAUAAGAAGCUUCAAAUGCAGUCCUAGGCCUUUUUCCUUUUCUAUCAUGUAUAAGACCAUCCUUGCCAAAAGAUAUAUUAUCAAAAGGAGAUACAUGAUUAAUAGGUGUAAUGGGUGCAGUAGGUAAGACAAGAUUAAUAGGUUCCUUGAUAGUUAAGGAAGAAACUGCAGGCAUUACAGAUGAAAUAGCAGGGAUAGAUAACGAAGAACCUCUAUUUCCGAGUGCACCAGCUGGCUGGAGACUAACUGAAAAAGCAGUAGGCAUAGAAGAACCAUGUGAAGUAGCUGCACCCGAGCGAACAUUUGAGAGGCCAGCUGCACGAGAGCUUUCUCCCUUAUUCUGAUCCUUCACUAUCUUUGAGACCGCAACAUGGGAUGCUCGAGGAGUGGGAGCAGGCAGAUCACGAACACAAAUCCUCGACUGGAUUUCCUUACACAAUAUCUCAUCAUGGUAAAGUACAAAACAUUUCUUGCAAGCAAGAAAUGGAAGCUUGGGAUAGAAAGCAGACAUGAUGUAGGUGCGCUUAUUUGUAUUGAUGACCAUUUUUUUAGUAAGAGGAGAGUUAAGAGGUACCAUAAGUUUCGCUUCAAAAUGAUUCCCAGCAGCAGAUUCCGCAGAAACGAAAGUGCCAAUCUCAUCCAAAACUUCUCUCGCCUUUCCUUUGUUGACCAAAUCCGAAGGAAUAGUAAUCAACACGGGCAUUAGAGCUUUUUCCCAGACAAGGUCAAAAAUAGACUCCAAAUCACCAAGUGGCUGGACUGCAAACAGUUUGCCAAACAUGAGAGUAGGCCUAGCAGCAUAAGCAAUAUCCUUGUCUCUGCUAUUCUUGAACAUAACCACAAAAAUAUUUUGAAUUCCCAUUCCCUGAACAUAUGCUUUGCAAUCUUAAAAUCAGAAGAUUUUAUAGUCCAAAUUUUAUUCAGGUUAUGCUUUACAGAAGUUUUGUGGUAGUUAUUGUACUUAUUACAGAUAAGAGCAGCAAACCUAAAAGGGAAUUCUUCAACAUCCUCAUCUAAAUCCAAGACCCUAACUUGUGCUUCAGGGAUUUCCAUGAGUGUGAAAACUAGAAUAAAGGAUUACAAAGUUUGAAAAAUUAAGCUAGAAAGGGGUGCAAGUAGAAUCAAGAUUAACCCUUAGAAUAUAUAGGAGGUAACGUAGAUGAGCAUGCAGGGAUAUCUAGGAAAUGAAAGUUUUUAAACAUGCAAUGAUGAGAAAUAUUGCAGGCCUGCAGUUAUGAUAUAGACAAGACAUUCAAUUGUGAGUUAACCUCUGAGUACUGAAAACUGAAAAGCCAAGUAUGCUUAUUCUUCAAAACCAGUAUUCUCAAGAGAGAAUUAUGAUUCUGCCAAGAAUAAUUGCCAAGUAUAGGAAAAACCUUGAGAUGACCGCCCAAUAUUAAUAGAGCUCUUGGACUUAGUAAUUUAAUCACUCCAAUUAAUAACUUAAAUAAUCCUUUUAAUGGGAUACUAGGAAUCAAAACACAUCUUUUAAUGGAAAAGCAACAGCUAAUUAACUUCUACAAGAAACCCCAGGAUGAUUAAAGAUUAAGAUUCCUAUUAGACCUAUCAACCAUUUCAUUAUGAAGAGAAGAUUCAUCUCAUAGUAGAAUUCACGAGAAGAUAAAAAAUAAAGUUCUUGAAGAUAUUAUCUCGCACAAUCAAAUCCCUACACUAGGUAGGAUCUCAAACACUCAAAAGAUACUUAGAAUGACCCUUCUUCUAAGUAUACUGGUUUUGAAGACGAUAAGGCUUAGCCUAAUUGGUUGGAAUUGAUUUACUAGUUAAGCAAAAUUUACAACCUCUUCCUCUACGUGGUUAAAACAUGUCGGUAACUUUUUUAAAACAAAUUAUGUGGGAAAAUGAGAAUCAUUUAGGUAGCCCCUUAUCAAUUGGUGGUAUGUAGGUAAAACAAGCUAUUCUCACCGGCUGAUUUUUGCUUCCGAAGAUACAACUGGUCUUACAGAGAAGAACACGCUUAGGCGGGAAAGAAAGCAAUUUCUAUUUCGGAAAUUCCUAAACUCGUCCGAUAACAUCAACCGUGAUUCCCAAGUUUCUUCUCCGAACCCUAAAACACUUGUAUUUAUUCCUACUUCACUACGGAGUCUCUCUGAGUUUCCUAAUUACUACUUCUAAUCUUCAUAUAAAACCAAACUCCAUCGCCUGAAUUUCACAACACAAAAAAGCCCUAAACAACUUCUCUGUUUUUUCUUCAUCUAUACUCUGUUCUUUCUUUUUGUUCUUGUUCUCAAGAACCCCCAAAUCAACAGCGAUGUCGUUGGAUCCUGAUGAAUACGCUGAUCUCUGUGCUGAUACUCGACAAGAUCCUGAUUUCGAAACUAGAAGGCUUAGAGUUGAAUCACCUACUGCAAAAGCGAAGCGUAUUGAAUCAUUGAGAGCUAGAUGUGCUGGUCUCAUCCAUAAAUCGGAGGUUUAUCUCCAUCUAACUGAUGAGAAAUCUCAGUCCCUUAAGAUGCGACAAGCCAAAUUGAAAAGACAAAGAGACAGGGCAGCAACAAGAUUGGCAUUAGAAAAAUUGGAAAAGUCUAUUCAGGUCUAUGACCCCCUUGCUGCCAUGAGGGAAUAUGAGAUGCUCAUAUCUUGUAAUGCGCCAUAUAGAAAACUUGAUUGGCAUCAGUUUCUGCAAAGUAGUGGUAUCUCUAUCAAAUAAACAUGAGUUUGAUUUAUGUAGUCCGUUUAUUGGUUUUCGAACUCUUCUUUUUUGCUUUUCAAUUUUAGUGUAGAAGUGAAGGAGAGUAUGUGGAUGAUGUAAUUAUAAGGAAAUGAGGAUUAGAGUCUGUGUAUAUUGGGCA
This is a messenger RNA of Papaver somniferum (opium poppy), 5474 nucleotides long. RefSeq names its product UPF0301 protein Plut_0637-like. The coding region runs from base 4934 to 5332 and encodes 132 amino acids. Lineage: Eukaryota; Viridiplantae; Streptophyta; Magnoliopsida; Ranunculales; Papaveraceae. The transcript is spliced from 4 exons. The record is from RefSeq and is a predicted model, not a curated record.